AUGGUCAACGUUGUGUUCAAUAUUGGAACUGAAGCAAGAUUGUUGCAUACUUGCAAAGUCUAUGGCUCAACUCUACCCUGUUUCCGAGAGAAAAUCUUAGAGUGUGGAGAUGAUCGACAAAGAAGAGUUCUGAACGAAGUCGGUAAAAUGUUGAUGUUCCUUUGCUCUCCAUUCUCCCUUUAUCGACAACGACAAUUGAUCCAACACCAAGAAUGCGUUCGUUCUGUGCUCUCGUUGCCUGCAACGACUGGUUGCGAGGUUCACGAAACUCCGUAUCAGCUUCAAUUGGGUUCAUGCAGAAGAUUGUGCCAACAACAACCGACCAAUUUCAUUUGUUUGAUGAAAACGUGGAUAUCUGAGCAAAAUGUCUGCACUUUGAACGAUGUUGAGCAAAAGUGUGGCGAGGAGGCGGCUGUUUUCUACAGGGAUCUGCAAAAUACAGUCUUUGACCCAGCGUUCCCAGUGCUUUGCGAGAUUGAGCCAGAAGAGGUGAUCAUGGAGACGACCACUACAACGACAACCACUCAAUCACCGACAACAACCACAUCUUAUCUGAUUGUUCAAACAGCGAAAACCGAUCCAAAGAAAGCCAUGUUGUUGAAAAAGAGAGUUAAGAAACCAGCCUUCACCAAUCGAAUUGCCAACGCUACAAACAUCGUUUUCGGAGUUGCGCCUGCCCCUAGAUCUAUUGAUAUCCCAUCAUUUUCCCCGCCAAUCACGACCACAAAAGAACCGACUACAUAUUUUGAGCCGAUCUAUUCAAAUCCCACUGAAUUGCCAAUGAUUUCACCAGCUAGUGCCGACUCGGCUAAUGGUAGUCCAAGUCUGCUCGUUUGGACAAAGCCGAACAACCGGAAACAAGAGUUAAAUGCUGAGCCAGCUAUAACUGAAGAAGCGACCACAUCAAGAUCGGUGAAAGUGAUUACUUUAUUGAAAUCGUGGUUACCAGCUAAACUCCCUGGCGGAUUAGAAUCAUUUUUCCAAUUUGGUGGUGAUCCGACAAAGACAAGCUCUGAAACAACGACAACAACGACGACGACUUUUUCGCCUCUUCUACUUCCAACCAUCUCAUACAGGAAUAGCAAUAAACAAUUCGCUCCGAUUCGCCGCUGGCGUCCUUGGUAUAUGGCGGGUGGAGAGAAUUGGGAUCGAGAC
This is a messenger RNA of Mesorhabditis belari, 1155 nucleotides long. The record is from the annotation of a GenBank genome assembly. NCBI's taxonomy places the organism in Eukaryota, Metazoa, Nematoda, Chromadorea, Rhabditida, Rhabditidae.